UCUAUAAAGGCAGCCAAACCCCCAAAACGUCGGAAGCCAAAUAGGUGUCUCUCUCCCCGUUUUCUCUCUCCAAAUUGUUUCUUCCCCCCUCCCUCUCUUCUAACUUUUGGUUGCGUCUCAUAUCCUUCUCUUUGAUUCGCUUCAAAUCCCAUAUAUCGAAUUAUAUUACUCCUCGCAAUCCUGGGAAUUUUGAGAAUCCGAUGUUAUGUACGGUAGAUUUCGCAUAAUUCAGACCAAAAUUUGAUCGAUAUAUAAAUAUCUAGAGAGAGAAGUAGAGGUAGGUAGAGAGAAAUUGAGAGUUGUUUUUGGAGGUAGGUUUUGAAGACGUAUGAGCUGGUCGGUCAAUCUGGGUUUCUCUUCGAAUUCAAACCACUUCAUCACUUGUCUUCUCGUUUUUAUUCUUCAUUACUCACCUCAAUUACCUCCUGCCUUGUUUAAAUUCGAGAAACCCUUAGAACCCAGAACUCAAUUGAUAUUAUUACUGUUGAAUAAUAUUAAUCACAAUCAUUGUUAUAGUAAUCGCGUAUCGAAUUAUGGAAUCGCGAGAACAGAGUAAUCGCCAAAUGGGGAAAGGGAGUUGAUGAUGACGACCCACUGUUGUUAAAUUAUGUCGGUGGCACUUUCUUUCUCUCUCUAGCAUUUUAAGAUAUAAUAUAUAUAUAUAUAUAUAUAUUAAAGAUAUGUGCAUUUUAUAUAAUUAUGCAGUUGACAGAGCCAUAAUAUACCUAUUUACAUGUAAUCAUGUUGGAUAUUAUGCAUGUUACUGUAAUCUUGCUAAAGUAUAUUUAGGUAAACCAUAUAAAGCAAUAUAAAGCAGUUCUGCUUGGUCCAAAUUCAGACCAAGCCAAGAUUAAUUAACUAAGUUGAACAAAAAAGUUCUGUGAAUUAUUACAUUUAUGGUCAUCAUGGUAUAUACUUUCUCAGUUUCCUGAGGGUAAAUGUAGGCUAGAUGCUGAGAUUUUGGUUCCGGGUCAUCCUUAUAGUGAAACCACAUAGAUACAUUUGGAUGCCAAAGUCUGUUUGAACUGAAGCACAGCCAUAACUAGCUUGAUGCUCAACUAAAAUAUAAUAUUUCUUAAUAGCACCCUUCUUUCACUCAGCCUGCUACUAGGUGCACUUAGACCACCAAUGUUUAUUGCUCUGACUAUUUUGUGGACUUAAAACUAUUCUGGAUUUUCUUACAUUGGGGGUAGUAAAGAAAUGAUAACAUCGGUUAUGGAGAAAAGGAAAAAAAGGAAAGAAAAUGAUAAUGUUAACGUUUGUGUGGUUGAUUAAAGAAGAAAAAUGAAGUAUUGACCUUGUAUAAUGUUUGAAAAAAAUAGUAGAUAGAAAAGAAAUUAAAUAAUUGUUUUAUUUUGUGAGCGAUAAGAGCAAUACUGGAAUUCACUUGUUAAAAAAAGCAGGGACAAAAUAGGUAAUUACUAGCUAUAAUAUAAUUUGUCCAUUUUUGAAGGAUAGCAAAAUGACUGUUCAUGGAUUUAGUGAGCCCCUCCAAAUCCUUCCAUUUCAGUUUAUGUUUUCUCAAAAUUUUAUACCAAACACAACAUAACCUUUCCCUCCAUUUCCUUUCUUUUUUUCUACUUCAAUUUCUCUCCAACCAAACUGGGCCCAACAAUUUGGUGAAGGUGUGGGUGUUCCAAGAUUCUUAUACACUGAUAAAAUUGAGGUGGCUAAUUAAAUAAUCAAUAAUUGGAAUCUCCUUAUAAGUACACUGUUGUUCUGUCCUGAAUUUUGUUGCUAAUCUUAUAAGAAUAUAAUAAAAACUUCCUAUCCUCAUUGAAGCAACUACAGAAAAAAAAUGAAUGAGGUGUCUUGGCUCGAAGGAAGAAAAGAAAAAAAUAAAAUAAAUUGAACAUCAUACAUGUUGUAAAUUGUAUCCACUUUUAAGCUUUAAUUUAGGUUCUCUAUAUCAAAAUAACUGGAGCUAGCUCAAAAAAGUUUUGUUUCAUUUCAUGAGAGAAAAGGAACGGAAGUAGCAGAAACAUAUUAUUUGCAAGCCAUUCAGAUGUGUGGUUGUAGUUAUGCUGUAAACAUGUGCUUAGUGGUAUGUACUGGGUUUUAAUAACCCAAGCUUCUCAGUUCAGUAACCUGUGAUUUUCCAAGCAUUUAUGGCCUUCCACGUUACAUCAUCCAUGUACUUGGUAUUUGUAUUUGGUGUGGGUAUGUGUCUAAGUGUGGGACAUCCUUGAAUCUCAACUCUUAGGAUUAAUGGACCUGAGUCACCCGAUUUUUUCCAAAACUUGGAUACAUGUGGCCAUUUAAAUACAUAAUAUGCUAUGUAAUAACGCUAUAUAUGAUGCUAUUAUUCUUUUAAACUAUACACGAUUUUAGUUUAAAUUAAAUAGAGUACAGGGGAAAAAGGGGGAUUGAAGUAAAGUCCUUCUUUUCUUAAUUCAUCGGGAAAAAAAGAAACCCUUCUUUCUUAUCAAAUUUGAGCAUUCUUUUUCUUCCAUCACUGCAUGGAGAUGGCUGUACUUGACCGACACAAGAUUUGUUACCCUCAUCGGGUUCUAUUUCCAUUUGGGAGUUUUCGCUUAAUAGGGAUCAAAAAGUAAGGAACAUUUUGGAGCUACCAUAGGUUAUAAAACUGCCGCAAGAGCUGAUUUGGAUUGUGUACGACAUGUAUCUCAUACCUGUACCCAUGUUGUGCCUUGUCAACACGGGUACGGUGAUGGGAAUAGAAGAGUUUAUGUAACACACUGGCCAACUUCCUUUAUGGUGUUAUAGAGUUCCACUUCUAGAAUCCUUAAAUUUAUACGGGUCUCAUUUGUGAGAUACGUGUAGUUGUUUUUGCCAAUUAUGUUUAUUGCUUGAAUCAGCAGUAGUUGGAGCAAUUUCAAAAUAUGUGCAAGGAAUUCAUUUAGUUUUCCUAUCUAAUUGAGGUUUUGGCCAAUUACUCUGUUUUGGUUGCAAAAUUGAAAAUGGUUUUAAGAAUCUGAGGUGUUUUUAGUUGUGAUGAGGGAUUGAGUAGAAACAUUUGUACCAUAUUUUUAUUUUUACUUUUUUUAUUUGAAUAGAAAAAUUGAUUUAAUGUGGACUCUUACAAGAAAAAGAAAAGGAAAAAGUUACUUUUCAAAAAAAAAAAAAAAAAACAAAAAGAAGAAAAGAAAAAAGUUGAUUGCAGAGCAACUGAUGGUUGUAGUGAUAGACGUGGCUCAGAUUCUUCAUGCAUUGACAUCUGAUUGUUCAUCAGAUGACAACAUUUUCAUUAGGUAAACACGGAAGGAGGAGAUGGUGUGAAGUGAUUUUUUAUUGUUGGAUGCAAUAAAUUAGGGAAAUGGGUUUUCUUGUUUGAAAGUUUCUUUCAGGUGGAACGUGAGCGUUCAGUAUCAAGAUAGAGCAAAGUUGAAGGAUAUUUACUUCGUUAUGAAGUGUUCAGUUAUAUGUCGAGAAAACCAUUUAUUAUCAAAGUUGACUCUCCAUCUCUUAGCUCUUAGCUAUUCAAAUGUUGAAAGAAGGCAUGCGGCCACACCAUCUGUUAUUGUCAUAGGUGGUGGUUUUGCUGGCAUUUCUGCUGCUCGAGCUCUUCAUGAUGCUUCAUUUCAGGUUGUCCUAUUAGAAUCACGUGAUAGGAUUGGUGGUCGAGUUCACACCGAUUACUCAUUUGGUUUUCCAGUUGACCUCGGUGCAUCUUGGCUGCAUGGAGUAUGCCCAGAAAAUCCUUUGGCACCUUUGAUUGGAAGGCUAGGACUACCCCUCUAUCGUACUAGUGGUGACAACUCUGUGUUGUAUGACCAUGAUUUGGAGAGCUACGCACUAUUUGAUAUGGAUGGGAAUCAAGUUCCUCAGGAAUUAGUCAAAAAGGUUGGAGAAGCUUUUCAGAGCAUUUUGAAUGAGACUGAUAAAGUAAGACAAGAACACAGUGAAGACAUGUCCAUACUCCAUGCUAUCUCAAGUGUGUUUGAAAGGAGGCCAGAUUUAAGGUUGGAAGGCCUUGCUCAUAAGGUGUUGCAGUGGUACUUGUGCCGAAUGGAAGGCUGGUUUGCUGCAGAUUCUGAUACCAUCUCACUUAAGUGUUGGGAUCAGGAGGAACUGCUUCCUGGUGGACAUGGGCUUAUGGUCCGGGGUUACCUCCCGGUAAUAAAUACGCUAGCCAAAGGUCUUGACAUCCGCUUGGGUCACAGGGUUACAAAAGUAGCAAGACGUUAUAAUGGAGUGAAGGUAACGGUUGAAGAUGGGAGGACAUUCAUAGCAGAUGCUGCUAUUGUUGCUGUUCCUCUCGGUGUUUUGAAAUCCAAUCGCAUCACGUUUGAACCGAGAUUACCUGAGUGGAAGGAAGCGGCUAUAGCCGACCUUGGAGUGGGGAUUGAGAACAAGAUACUUCUGCAUUUCAAAAAGGUGUUUUGGCCAAAUGUAGAGUUUCUGGGAGUGGUUGCAGAGACUUCUUAUGGAUGCAGCUACUUUCUCAAUCUUCACAAGGCUACUGGUCAUCCUGUCCUAGUCUAUAUGCCUGCAGGACAGCUGGCUCGUGAUAUUGAGAAAAUGUCAGAUGAAACUGCAGCUAAUUUUGCUUUUAUGCAACUUAAAAAAAUUCUUCCUGAUGCUUCCACCCCGAUUCAAUAUCUUGUUUCUCGGUGGGGCACAGAUGAGAACUCUCUUGGCUCCUAUAGCUAUGAUACAGUAGGAAAACCCCAUGAUCUGUAUGAGAGGCUAAGGAUCCCUGUUGAUAACUUAUUUUUUGCGGGGGAGGCAACAAGUAUGGACUACCCAGGGUCCGUGCAUGGUGCAUACUCAACUGGAUUAAUGGCUGCCGAGGACUGUAGGAUGCGUGUCCUGGAGCGGUAUGGGGAGUUGGACCUAUUCCAACCGGUCAUGGGUGAAGAUACACCUGUGUCUAUUCCGCUAUUGAUAUCUCGCAUGUAACUUGAUGCUUCCUCUGCUCAUAACAGAUUAUAUGCAUAUUUGUUUAGAUGGUAUACCAUCAAUUGAUUAGAGUCUCUGGAAAGAUUGAGGAAACAUUGUUUUCCCAAUGGAACUGUUGGUUGAUAUUUAGAGUCCUCUGCUAUGUUGUGAGGUACGUAGUGUUUCUGAUAGUCUCGAGUUUGGUGUUGUAGCAUAUACUCAGCUAUAUCAAAAUAAGAAGUUGAAAAGACUGGUCUGAUCCCAGCUAUGUUAUAAAAUGUCACUUUGUUAUGGGACAUACGUUUGGUACAAUUAUAUUAAAUAAUAAUUUCGUGGCUC
Messenger RNA from Cornus florida, 5181 nucleotides. Its product is annotated as polyamine oxidase 2-like. Gene Ontology annotation, molecular function: polyamine oxidase activity. Gene Ontology annotation, biological process: polyamine catabolic process. Gene Ontology annotation, cellular component: peroxisome. The transcript has 11 exons. Bases 3367 to 4863 code for a protein of 498 amino acids. The record is from RefSeq and is a predicted model, not a curated record. NCBI's taxonomy places the organism in Eukaryota, Viridiplantae, Streptophyta, Magnoliopsida, Cornales, Cornaceae.